This is a messenger RNA of Oikopleura dioica, 1014 nucleotides long. The record is from the annotation of a GenBank genome assembly. NCBI's taxonomy places the organism in Eukaryota, Metazoa, Chordata, Appendicularia, Copelata, Oikopleuridae.
AUGAAGUUUUUUCUUGCCUUUCUCUUGGCUGUUGAAGGAUGCAUGCCGAAAAUGGAAGCCCUCGUCGAAGGAAUUUAUUGCGGAAAGGAAACUUGCUACGAAGUUCUAGAGGUUGAUCCUGAGUCGACAGAUAAAGAAAUCAAGAACGCAUACAAAAAACUGGCGAAAGAAAAUCAUCCUGAUCGGUUCUCUGGGCAGAAUUUAUCGAACGAAGAAAAGAAAGAUCUCGACUUGAAAUUCCAGCGAAUCGCCAAGGCCUACGAAACUCUCAAAAGCGAGCGGGAAACUUACGAUGAUUUCUUACUGCACCCAGAAGAGUACUACCAUUUGUACUAUCAAUACUACAGGAGCAAGUUUGUCUCGCCAGAUGUUGACAUGAGACUCGUUUUCUUCGUCCUCGCUUGUGGAAUUUCAUCUCUUCAGUGGAUCGGUUGGCAGUCAAACUACAGAAAUGCGAUUGAUUAUAUGGCGUCAGUGGAUAAAUAUAGACUUGCGGCGAAAAGAGAAGCAGAAGCUCGAGGAUUGAUUGGAAACAAGAAGCAAAAUCGUGGGAAAUCGCAGAUGGAAAUUAAGGAAGAAGAAAGAAAGCACAUCCUGGCGAUUAUCGAAGAGAAAGUCGACAUUAGAGGAGGCUACCAGAAACCUGUUUGGACUGAUAUCUUUCUGGUGCAAGUAUGUAUGUACCCUCUUUACUUGUUUCGCUGGGUGAAGUGGCAUAUUCGUUGGUAUGUGUUGUUCACGAUUCAAAAGCAACCGUUUGGAGAAGAAGAGAAAUUGUACCUCAUGAAGAAACAUCUGAGCCCUCCGUCGAACGCGGCAUGGGAAGAAAUGCUCGAUAAACAUAGAGACGUCUUCUUCAAGCGAGGACUGUGGAUAAAAUCACAUGCGGAAGAAUACAUAAAAGAGCAGGAACAAAAAGAAAGAGAGGAAAAGGCUAAUUCCGCGAGAUGGAAGCAAUAUCGUCGUUACAUGAAAUCAGAAGCCGCCAAACAAACGAUCACUUUUGAAGAUUAG